GUACGUGCAGCUGCAGUGGCAGUGAAGGUGGAGGACCUCCUUCUUCCCACUACCUGCUCUGGAAACUGCUCAACAGCCAAUUGGGGCAACCCGGCCUGAUACAGCAUGUGAGAGCCCUCCUGAGCAUAUCAGUUACACCAGAUGCAACUGCUGUAAGGAAGCAAAAGAAACAUUUUCUGAAACUGGGAAGAUUUUUUGGAGGAAGAUGGAGAACCCACUUCUUUUAUUCCCCCAACUAAACAUUUCUGCUUCAAAGGAUAAAUCCUAUUACAAAGUCAUGAAAUCGACAAUUAAAGAAGAGCCACAUCAAGCAAGCAAGUCUGGAGCUAAGCAGAAGAGAAAUAGGCUGAGCCUUCUCCUGCAGAAAUCUGAAUUCCAUGAAGGUGAUCAUCUUGGUAAACCUGGAAACUUGACAAAAGCAGCAAGCGUGUCACCUGAAGAAGCAGUGAAAUGGGGAGAAUCUUUCGACAAACUGCUUUCUGAGAAAGCUGGAUUGGAUGCCUUUACAAAGUUUCUGAAAACUGAGUUCAGCGAGGAGAACAUCGAGUUCUGGAUAGCUUGUGAGGAUUACAAGAAAAGCAAAACUGCACACGAACUUUUGCCAAAAGCUAAGACCAUUUAUGAAACAUUCAUACAGAAAGAUGCUCCAAAAGAGGUGAAUUUGGACUUUCAGACCAAGGAAGUCACAAGUCAGAAUAUUCAACGGCCCAUCAUCACCACUUUUGAUGCAGCACAAAACACAGUCUACAGGCUGAUGGAGCAAGACAGCUACCCGCGCUUCCUACGAUCUGAUCCUUAUUUAAAUUUGGUUAAGGGGAGAAAUCCCAGUCGUCCUACCCUUAGGAGACGAUCACGGUCUUUUACUGUCAAUGAUUUCCAGGGUGUACGACCAGACUUUACUGAUUGGUGAUACAAUAAUACCCAACCCUCAUAAAUUCUAGCUACUGCAGCAACUCGUAUGUGUUUUAAAAUCCAAAACCUUAGCAGGUGUAAAUGAGUGGAAAGCAACGUUACAUGCACUUAUACCAGGUCAGAGUUCUGUAGCCAGUGAUUGAUCUCAUUUAUUAUAG
Molecule: messenger RNA, 1070 nt
Organism: Nipponia nippon (crested ibis)
Lineage: Eukaryota; Metazoa; Chordata; Aves; Pelecaniformes; Threskiornithidae
Gene: RGS18
Product: regulator of G protein signaling 18
Source: RefSeq, a predicted model, not a curated record